GCGCCGCAAUCUCCUAGAGGCCCGGCGCUUCAAGGCCCACAACGUCGACCACCACCAACAACCACCAAGACAUUGCCGUACCUAGGAGCCAAGACCUCCUCGGCAUCCAUCAGAUCGGCAAAGGACCACACGUGCUUUCCAGACCAUGCUCCCCUCCCCGACGCUUAGCCUCACCCUUCCGAGCCUUCACGACGGCACAAUACUGGCCGUACGCGUCUACCACCCCUGGUCACUGUCGCCCUCCCCGAAAGCCCCGCCAUGGCGCCACCACGCCGCCGUCGUCGCCCAUCCAUAUGCGCCCAUGGGCGGCAGCUACGAUGAUGCCAUCGUCGGCCUCGUCGCCGAGACCCUCUUGCGUGCCGGCUUCCUUGUCGUCACAUUUAACUUUCGUGGCGCGCAUGGCUCGGCCGGGAGGACCUCUUGGACCGCAAAAGCCGAACGCGCCGACUACAUGUCCGUCGCCGGCUUCGCCUGUCACUACGCCCACUUCCUGGACCCCUUCCACCACAGCACCAGCGCUUUCGACAGCCGACCCAUCACGCCCAUACCCGAUAUCGAAGACGAGCGGCAAAUCACCCCGCCGUCGACGCGACAUGCCCUAUCCCCAUCCUCGCCGCCACCACCGACACGCACCACCACCAACCUAAACCCAACAAGCAACCCGCCCCCACCCAGCUCUCUAUCCCCGCUCCUCCUCUUUGCCGGCUACUCGUACGGCGCCAUGAUCACGACCCAGAUCCCCUCCCUCCCGACCAUCCUGCAGCACUUUGUAUGCCCCGAAGCCGGCUCCAACGCCGCCGAGAUCCGCCUGCGGGCGCGCAGCAUUGCCGACUCGCAAAACACCAUCCUGGGCGCCGCCCGCCGGGCCGCCGAGCGCGAACGCCGCGGCCUGGGCGACUCGCCUCGCAAGUCCCUGGGCGUGCGCAUCGGCGGCGACGAGGACGUGACCGGCCGUCGCAAGAGCUACGACCGCUCGCCGCUGCGCGCGUCCUUUGACGACGCAGAGGAGAAGCUGCGCCGCGGCGUCGCCGACCUGCUGGCCAAGACGAGCAGGCAUCACCACCACCAGUCCCUGUCCGGGCAGGUUGGCUCGCCGCAGAGGACUGCGAGUGCGGGAGGUGGGAGGCGGUCCGUGUCGGACAGGAGGUCCGUGUCAUUGCCACACGCCGGCAGGCCACCCAGUGGCCAGUGGGACGUCCCGGUGCUCGAUGAAGGUAAAGAGGAUAGGACGGGACAAGGGCAGAACUCAGCGGAAGAGGCAGAAGUGAAGAAGCUGCCCGUCUUGGAGCACCCGCCGAAUCCCAGGACCGCGUAUUUGAUGGUGUCUCCGCCGUUGAGCAUAGCAGGGAACCUGACGACCCUGUCGUUUUCCCUCCCGGGGCUUACUAGGCGCGCAAAAUCAACCAGAAGGUCCUCCAGCCAGCUUCCAACAACCGUCAUGACCGACGGGGAGGUCGACGCCGGGGGCAUAGCAGGCAAUUCCACACAAAAGCCCGUCACGGCCAAGGCCGUCAGGGCAGCCUCGACCAUGUUCCCUCCGCCAAGCGAACUCGAAGAGGCGGAGCAGAAGCUCGUCGAAAGUCCGUCUGUGGUUGUCUACGGUGACACUGACGUCUUUGUGUCGAAUCGUCGCAUGAGGGAGUGGGCGGCCAGGCUCCAGGGGGUCCCAGGGUCGAAAUUCCGGGCCCACGAGGUGUCUUCGGCGGGUCACUUUUGGCAAGAAACACCCGGACCCGGGGGUGGUGAGCCGGUAGCUAGUGUUCUUAUGCAUGCUGUUGGGACGUUUGCCGAGGUCCUACUCAAAGAUGUAGCGCCUGGUUGAUGGCUGAAUUCACGCCUAGAAGGAGCUUAAAUACCGCCUGCGUGGCCUGCAGUAAACAUGGUGGAUGGUUCAGCCCCAAUCCCGCCAUUGGACAUUGGACAAACUAACAACAGCAAGUGUCCCAGGUAAGCUUUGUACUAAACUUGUAUCCAUAGGUACAUAUCAUGACCAGUAUAGGAGUUGAUACUUUGGCGUCCUUUCGCAUUAACCCGUUUGCAUUUACCCGAACGUCGGACAUGUGUCGCCCUUUGGAGUC
Pyricularia oryzae 70-15 is the source of this 2078-nucleotide messenger RNA. RefSeq lists its product as uncharacterized. The record is from RefSeq and is a predicted model, not a curated record. Bases 146 to 1822 code for a protein of 558 amino acids. NCBI's taxonomy places the organism in Eukaryota, Fungi, Ascomycota, Sordariomycetes, Magnaporthales, Pyriculariaceae. The transcript has a single exon.